CGGUCCCCCAUCGCGGCGCCGCGGACGGAGCCAUGGCCAGCGUCCACGAGAGCCUUUACUUCAACCCCAUGAUGACCAACGGCGUGGUGCACGCCAACGUCUUCGGCAUCAAGGACUGGGUCACCCCCUACAAGAUGGCCCUGCUGGUGCUGAUCCGGGAGCUGGGCCACGCCGGGCCGCAACUCAGCCUGCUGGACAGGCGGCGUCUCAACCGGCUUCUGUUGCCUCUCUUGCAGGGUCCUGAUAUGACACUGUCCCGUUUGAAUCAAGCUAUUGAUGAAUGCUGCCCCGAAAUAGCAAAUUUUGUUCAAACAAGGAUUAAAAUGAUGGCAGAAGGUGAAUUGAAAGAUAUGGAACAAUUCUUUGACGAUCUUUCAGACUCGUUCAGUGGAACCGAACCAGAAGUUCACAAAACAAGUGUUGUGGGCUUGUUUCUGCGCCACAUGAUCCUGGCCUAUAAUAAGCUCUCAUUCAGCCAAGUCUACAAGCUUUACACGGCUCUCCAGCAGUUCUUCCAAAACGAAGAGAAGAAAGGCAGGGGUGAUGAGAACGAAAUGGAGCUGACACGCGGCGGAGAACCGGACGACGAAAUGGAGAGAAAAGAACUUGACGGGCCAUUCAG
This is a messenger RNA of Thamnophis sirtalis, 622 nucleotides long. The record is from RefSeq and is a predicted model, not a curated record. NCBI's taxonomy places the organism in Eukaryota, Metazoa, Chordata, Lepidosauria, Squamata, Natricidae.